Cyclopterus lumpus (lumpfish) is the source of this 2163-nucleotide messenger RNA. RefSeq names its product acetylcholinesterase collagenic tail peptide-like. NCBI's taxonomy places the organism in Eukaryota, Metazoa, Chordata, Actinopteri, Perciformes, Cyclopteridae. Bases 1 to 1392 code for a protein of 463 amino acids. The record is from RefSeq and is a predicted model, not a curated record. The transcript is spliced from 17 exons.
AUGGAUCUGGUCCAACUUGCAGUGUCUUUCCACAUUCUUAUGUGUGCUGCAUGGGCCCGACACUCUUACAUGGACAGCAUCCUCUCAGCCCGCUCAGCUCUCAGGUUUCUGGAUGAGCCUUUGACAUUUGACCCCUGCUGUCUCAUGUCACCGCCUCCGCCACCAUUCUUCCCUCCACCACCUCAGCUCUGGAAGCGGGGCAGCCCCGACGGUAUUAGCGUGUUAGAACCAAGUGUUUUUGGAGGAGAGGUACAGGAAAAACAAAAACCUGUGAUACCUGGGUGUUCACCUGGACCUCCAGGACCUCCAGGACCUCCAGGACCCUUGGGCCCAGAGGGUCAGGGUGGAUUACCUGGAAUAAGAGGACCAAAAGGGGAGACGGGGGAAAUUGGACGUCCGGGGUUAAAGGGUCGUACAGGGGCUCCAGGCCUCCCAGGGAAACCAGGACUAUCAGGAUGGCCUGGUCCAGAGGGACCCGGGGGGGAGAAAGGGGAUCCAGGUCUCAUGGGAUUACCAGGACUAAGGGGACCUCCAGGGACAAAGGGUUUCUCUGGUUACAAAGGAGAGAAGGGGGUUCAUGGUAACCCUGGUGCAGGAGGACCAAAAGGCGAUAAGGGUUCCAUUGGUUUGCCUGGGAUGCUCGGACAGAAGGGUGAGCAAGGACCAACGGGAGAGCCAGGACUCACGGGGAAGAGAGGAUCCACUGGACGGCCCGGAAAGAGAGGCAAACAGGGCAUGAAGGGCCAUCAUGGAGCCCCUGGAGUCAUUGGCCCCCAAGGACCUUCAGGUCAAAACGGCCAUCCAGGGCCACCCGGUCCACCUGCCUCAGGUCUCUAUCUUGUUGGGGAAAAGGGAGAAGAGGGUCCUUCGGGUCCACCAGGUCGCUGUGACUGUGAUUCCACUUAUGGAGCAAACAAUGCUCCUUUUGGAAGCUACACUCAGCGAGGUGGCCUCAAUAAAGUCCCUGCAAUAUUUGUGGUAAACAGUGAGGAGGAGAUGGACCGCCUACGUCUAGACAACACAAUAGUGUUCAGGAAGGAUCAGAGGGUGCUCUACUUCAAAGAUAAAGAUGGAUGGAGGCCCAUACAGCCCUUACAGCCGUUCCAGUCCACAGAGAAAGUACCGGACAGAGUCGGUGUGUGUGGGGACGGAAAGGUGCAGGCCCAGCAUGGAGAGGAGUGUGAUGAUGGAAACCAGAUAGUCACUGACGCUUGUCUCAACUGUAAGUGGGCCUACUGCGGAGACGGCUACCGGCACGACGGCAUUGAGGAGUGCGAUGGAAAGGACUUUGGUUAUCAGACCUGCAAGUCCUAUCUUCCUGGGUCCUUUGGGCAGCUCAGAUGCACCGACUCUUGCCUCAUUGAUUCUACUGGUUGCAAGUAUUUCACCUGAACUGGAAAGUAAAAAAAAAAAAAGGUCAGAUUGCAACUCUGCAAAUUAUACUUUGGAUUCGUACUGAAGUCUCGCCUCUUAAAAAAUACCUGAAGGACUGAGGGAGCGCUCUUGUGCCUGCUCUGAGCCAUGAACAGUCAUGGGAGUCGACUGUCUCCUCCGGAGGUUCAAUUCCUUUACUGGCCUCAGGAAGCAGCUUCCUGUUACUUUCACUCCAUCGGCUGCAGCACUGUUAUCGAUGCUGGGGAACAUUUUAAUGAUUUAAUGAUUGUAUCAUAUGAAAUAAAUACAAUGUGUAUGACUUACUGACUGUUAAUGCGGAACAAUUGUGAAUUCUGUACUUCUUUUGUAAUACGAGAGAGAAAAUAUAGCCCAUUCCAAAAGAGGCCAAUAUAUUAUUGAUACUAUAUAAAUAUAUACACUGUAGUAUGCAAAUCAGGGGUGUGUAAAUGUGUUUAUUCCUGUGCAUUGUAUUAGGAAACAUGUAUUUAUGAAAUGCAAUGCUGUGAUAUUGCAUGUAAACGUGUACUCGUGCACAGCGGACUGCUUUAAUCAGUGUUGUAGAAGUAUGGCCUUUUUUCGAAGUGAUUGUUUGAAUAUCCGACAGGAGGAAAACAAAAGUCAUACUGCAACAACAGCAAGAAAAACUCCUCUGAUUGUCGCAGCAGCAUGAAGAAACUGCUCGGUCACAUCAGAAUGCCUCCACCGUGGAUUCAGUAGUGUGAUUAGUGUAUAUAUAUUUAAUCUGCCUGCAUGACUGUAAAGCUCAUA